Molecule: messenger RNA, 1218 nt
Organism: Knipowitschia caucasica
Lineage: Eukaryota; Metazoa; Chordata; Actinopteri; Gobiiformes; Gobiidae
Source: the annotation of a GenBank genome assembly
AUGCGUCCUGCGAAAACAAAGACAGAUGUGAUCUGCAGGACGGGUCUGAUCAGAUUAAGACAGAUAUUUACAGUGCAAACACAACCCCCCCAGCGUACUGAAAUAUCAAGGUCCUUCUCAACAAGUUCUCCAUACUUCUUGAGGAUGGCUAGCUGCGGUGAUGUUGACCACUCAGUGAGUUCACUGCCAUCCAGUAAAAAAGGAACUGGUAACAACGCAGAGUCCCCAUGCUCUGGUUCCAGCACUGCAACUGCCUCCCUUCCUGUACCAGAAUGUGCCAUCUGUCUGCAGACUUGCAUACACCCAGUCCAGCUGCCGUGCCACCAUGUGUUCUGCUUCUUGUGUGUAAAGGGAGCAUCAUGGCAGAGCAAGCGCUGUGCUCUAUGUCGACAGGAAGUACCAGAUGAUUUUCUUGAAAGGCCAACACUGCUUUCUCCAGAGGAGCUCAAAGCGUCUGCGGGAAGCAGAAGCGGAGCAGGAAACGACCAUGCCUGGUACUAUGAGGGACGGAAUGGAUGGUGGCAGUAUGAUGAGCGAACCAGUCGUGAGCUGGAGGACGCUUUUUCUAAGGGUAAGAAAACAGCAGAGAUGCUUAUAGCAGGCUUCUUGUAUGUAGCCGACUUGGAAAAUAUGGUGCAGUAUCGUCGCAAUGAGCAUGGUCGUAGACGUAAAAUGAAGAGAGACAUUCUGGACAUCCCAAAGAAGGGUGUUGCAGGACUGCGCUUGGACACUGACAGUACCUCUGUGGAAGCCGGGGCAGUAGAAAGAGAGAGUUCAGCUGAUGGGGCAGACACAUCAGUAACAGGUGCACAGCUCUUAGCUCCACCCCUCCCCCUUAUUGUGAGACCCCCCACUUCACUGGGGGCUCAGCCUGGGAGCAGCAGCCCUUCACUGGAGGACGCUCUGUCACAGCUGCAGAUUAGCCCCAGACCCACACCAGCACCUGAGCGCUCAGAGCCUGGAGAGGAAGAGGAGGAGGAGACCUCUCCCUCCAGAUCAUCAGAGCCCCUCACAUCUGUUGACGAGUCAGGCUCUGGGGACUGGAGUGACGAUGAAGAUGAGGAAGACCAGGAGCAUGCAGAAUCUUGGGAGGACAGGCAGAGACGACAAAGACUGAGCCCAGAGGAUAGAGUCCCUCAUGGGGCUGCAUCCACAUCUCCUCCUUCGAGCGGCAGGUCUCGGAUGCCUGAUGGCCAGUGUACAGUGACUGAGGUGUAA